UUUUUUUUUUUGCUUUUAUAUUUUUCAAGAGUUGCCUUCCAUAUAGCCGUGAAUUUCUUUUAUUUCUUUUGCAUCUUUUGAUCAAAUAAUUGUUAUUUUUCCUACUUCCGGGGGAUGGGAAGGGAGGCCUCGUCGGGGGGCGAUGGAAGGAGUAAUGGGAGGCGAGGGGACAACAGCAUCUAUCCGCUCGAGAUAAACCCCACGGCGCCGCCGCCGCCGCGGCGCGGUGGCGACGACUUCCGGCCGUUCCAGAGAUGGUUCCCGUGGCUGGUGCCGCUGUUCAUCGUGGCGAACGUUGUCGUCUUCGUGGUCACCAUGUACAUAAACGACUGCCCGAAGACAUUCACCAAUUGCGUCCUCGACUUCCUCGGGAGGUUCUCGUUCCAGCCUCUCAAGGAGAAUCCUCUCUUUGGGCCUUCAUCUUUCACGUUACUGAAGAUGGGGGCUCUAGACGUGAACAGAGUGGUUCACGGAAACCAAGGAUGGCGCCUCGUCACAUGCAUGUGGCUACAUGCUGGAGUCAUCCAUGUACUCGCGAAUAUGUUGAGUUUCCUAUUUAUUGGCAUUCGACUUGAGCGAGAAUUUGGAUUUGUGAGAAUUGGCCCACUAUAUGUCAUCGCUGGCUUUGGUGGGAGCUUGCUGUCAGCUCUUUUUAUGCAAACAAGUAUCUCUGUUGGAGCUUCUGGUGCUCUGUUUGGAUUACUAGGGGCAAUGCUAUCAGAACUUAUAACCAACUGGACCAUUUAUGCAAAUAAGUUUGCAGCAUUAUUGACCCUUGUCGUCAUCAUUGCAAUUAACCUAGCUGUUGGAAUCCUUCCACAUGUUGACAACUUUGCUCAUAUUGGAGGAUUUAUUACUGGGUUUUUUGGUUUUGUGAUUCUAAUUCGCCCUCAGUUUGGGUAUAUCAGCCAAAAGAAUGCUCCUCUUGGAUAUCAUAGUGGCUUGAUUAAAAACAAGCACAAGACGUACCAGUAUGUAUUGUGGAUCAUUGCGGCUAUUGCACUGAUAGUAGGGUUCACUGUCGGCCUAGUUUUGCUAUUCAGAGGGGUCAAUGCAAAUGACCAUUGCUCAUGGUGCCAUUAUCUGAGCUGUGUCCCCACUUCAAGAUGGAGCUGUGAGGCACAAUCUAAGUCCUGCUUGACCUCCCAAAAUGAGCAUCAGCUGAAUUUGACAUGCCAAGAUAGUGGGAAAACCAAAGUAUAUGACUUAUCUAGCAUGACUGAUGCUGCAUCUCAGAUUUAUGAGCUUUGUGUCGAGCUUUGCAGUUGAUAAGAGAGGGAUAUUUCAAUGUUGUGACUUUCCUGAUUUAUAAUAUAUGCAGGAAAAUUAUGCAUCGAACCUUAUGUAGCUUGUAAGAUUAAAAUGAUCCGUAAUGCAAUUUGUUCUAUUUUGUAA
Messenger RNA from Elaeis guineensis (African oil palm), 1395 nucleotides. Its product is annotated as RHOMBOID-like protein 2. The record is from RefSeq and is a predicted model, not a curated record. Gene Ontology annotation, biological process: proteolysis. Gene Ontology annotation, cellular component: membrane. Gene Ontology annotation, molecular function: serine-type endopeptidase activity. NCBI's taxonomy places the organism in Eukaryota, Viridiplantae, Streptophyta, Magnoliopsida, Arecales, Arecaceae.